UCAGUGUCCAAAACGUAUGUAGUUUUACAUGAACACAAUCCUCCAACUUUACCUAUCUAUACCCUAUGUUGUAAAAGUAUAACGGACAAGAUAGAAUCUACACAGUCCAACUACCAACAGGAUAACCACAAACUGCAAUGAGGAAAUGGCAGACGGCUGUGUUGAGGUAGACAUGUAUUUGUAGUAUUUUGAGGAAAUGGCAGACGGCUGUGUUGAGGUAGACAUGUAUUUGUAGUAUCUCAAUUUUGGAUUGAUUUUGUUAUUGUUUUCAAUGAAAUUGGGUAAAACCUUCAAUUGUAUACUAGAAAGAAUUUUCAAGUUCUAGAUGUAUUAAGCGAUGUAUAGUAUUUUACUUUACUAUUGUUUCCCAUGCUUCAGUUUUUAUUUAAAGCCCUUUAUCGAGGGGAUAACUCUUUGGAAAGUCGGCUUUAUGUAUAUCCCUUCGUUGUAAUAAUUUGUAAAAUAAGUUAAGACAUUGUCAAUAGAAAUCACAUCAUAUUGUGAAAGGGAAAAAUUAUCAUUCACAGGUGAAAAAGUCAACUUCUAUAUAUGUCAUCAAGCUAAGUAGUUCAUGCUUUUGUACUGACAUGAUUUAUACAUAUUUUUCUAAAAUUUCCCAUUGAAGAAUUAAGAAAUUACCAAGAAACGAAGGUUCCAUCUCCCUCAGUCAAAGUUGGUUUUAAGGAUGUUCGCUUCUCAUGUUUUAGACUUUUUGUCAUAUAUUCAGAAUCCUCUAGUUUUAUCCAUGUUGUGCCAAUACAAAUUUUGCUCGCUAACCCCUAAUUUUCUUUUCAUAAUUUUAUUACAUAUCGUUUAAAAGUUAAAGCCAUUUCUGAAAAUGUUAUGAAAUCCUUGAAAGAAAAAAGGUCCAAAUGUUAAAUGUACGAGAGAGAAUAAUUUACCGCCAAAUUUUCAAUGCCUUAUAUCUCAAAAACAAGGACACGGACCUUGCAUUUUGUUCUCUUUUUUAGUACUAUCAGUUUAUAACAGUCUAUUUAAAAAACUUGUUAUUUUGAAAUAGAGUAGCGAACAUCCUUAAGGUCCAUUUUGAUUAUUUAGCUCCUAACGUUUCUACAUUUUCAAACAUCCCUGGCUUUCGAAUGUUCGGCUUUUAGCGUUGCUGAUGAAGGUUUAUCGAGAAAAUCUCAGAAAUGUAUACAGCGUUAUUUUCAUUUAUAUAACCAUUGCACGUUAUCCGUUUUAGAACAGGUUCUUUAAAUGAUUUUUUACAAAUUUGUCAUCAAAAUGUGAUUUAGUGAGGUCCUCUGAAGAGUGUUACAAUUUUACCUUCUGGUUUACAUAAGCGUUGAACUAAUGUCUUAUCUUUAUACAUAAUAACUUACUAUUAUAUAUAUACAUAUAUAUGAUCUUAAAGAUUGGCGUAUGGUGGAAGCGAUGAAACAAGUGCUUUACCUAACUUGUUUGAUAUAUGCAGUUGUUAUAGGAGAAAAUUCAAAAAGACUUUUACUGAAUGAUCCGGAUGUUGCAACACGAUUUGCUCAAAUGGAAAUUACGAUCCAAAAACUUACUGAACAGCUUUCUCAACUAGAAAAUAAUGCAAGUGCUGGAUCUACAUAUGUUCGCUGGGGGAGGUCAGUCUGUUCUGGAGAUAACACAGAAUUAGUGUACUCAGGUUAUGCUGCAGGACAGCUCUAUUUACACGCAUCAUACACUAGUCGACAUGGUGGUCCUUCAAAUUUACUGUGCAUGCCAGGUGAUCCUGAACUAACAAAUAUAUCCGGAAAUGGUACCAGCUUAUUAUAUGGCGCAGAAUAUCAGGAAAAUAUACUUAAACCUGAUGCUCACGACGAAGAUGUCCCAUGUGCAGUCUGCAGAAACAAAAAGACGCAAAACACAUUAAUGAUACCUGGUAGAAAGUCUUGCUAUUCUGGAUGGCAAAAGGAAUAUCAAGGUCUAGUUGUUUCCGGUCAUCGUGCAUACAGUGCUUCAUCCUACCUCUGUAUGGACAGAGACCCAGAAUAUAUUCCCGGCGGACAUGUGAAUAAUGAUGGUAGUUUACUCUUUGUAACUACGACUAAAUGUGGUUCUUUACCAUGCCCUCCUUACACCGACGACAAAGCUAUCAAUUGUGUAGUUUGUUCUAAAUAAAAUGCAUGUGGUUAUCAUUCUUAUUUAGUA
Mytilus californianus (California mussel) is the source of this 2139-nucleotide messenger RNA. Its product is annotated as short-chain collagen C4-like. The coding region runs from base 1384 to 2109 and encodes 241 amino acids. Lineage: Eukaryota; Metazoa; Mollusca; Bivalvia; Mytilida; Mytilidae. The record is from RefSeq and is a predicted model, not a curated record. The transcript has 4 exons.